Molecule: messenger RNA, 2225 nt
Organism: Oncorhynchus gorbuscha (pink salmon)
Lineage: Eukaryota; Metazoa; Chordata; Actinopteri; Salmoniformes; Salmonidae
Product: G-protein coupled receptor family C group 5 member C-like
Exons: 5
Coding region: 352-1671 (439 amino acids)
Biological process (GO): G protein-coupled receptor signaling pathway
Cellular component (GO): plasma membrane; extracellular exosome; signaling receptor complex
Molecular function (GO): G protein-coupled receptor activity; protein kinase activator activity
Source: RefSeq, a predicted model, not a curated record
GGCAGUCGCUAUCCAGGGACCAAUCGCUCCUCUGUCCACAUCACAGCCACAGGACUUCAGCACUAGUCGCCUACUUUUGUGAGAUCCAACCCCGAUUUCAAUAUUUCAACAUUUUACUAAAAGCAGUGAGUGCAGUGUCAUAAGGGCUCAUUUUAAAACAACUAGAAACUGAAUAUACACGACAUUUUCAAAAGAGCUAUUACCUUUUAACCCACUGGAUAGGCUACCUGGAGACGAUGUUGAGCGCGUUUUCUAUCGUUGUGGCUUAGAACAGGUGAACGAAUAGCGACAUUAUCAAAGACCACCAAGAACAAAACACUGAUCAGACACCCGAAGGUGCUGCCCAACAACAUGGACCACACACUCCAGAGACUUCAUCUCCUAGUCCCGACCGUCAUCACUCUCUGGUCUUUCCCUGUCUCGAUGGCUGCCAGUGUGACCCCAAGUGGGUGUGGCUCCAACGUAGGCUCCCUGUACUACAGCCUGUGUGACCUCAGUGCCGUAUGGGGCAUCGUGCUGGAAGCGUUGGCGGCGGCCGGCGUGCUGGUCUCCAUCGUCCUCUUCAUCGUCCUCCUGGCCAGCCUGCCCUUCAUCACAGACAAGAAUAGGAUGUGCUCCGUGGGCCUCCAUGCCUGCUUCCUGAUCAGUACCCUGGGCCUCUUCUGCCUCACCUUCUCCUUCAUCGUAGGGAAGGACUUCGCCACCUGUGCUUCGCGACGCUUCCUCUUCGGGGUGCUGUUCGCCGGGUGCUUCGCGUGUCUUCUCAUGCAGUGUGUGAAGCUGAACUUCCUGGCCCGCAGGGGAGAUCGGGGGCCCCGGGCCUCGGUGCUGUGUCUGGGAGCCCUGGGACUCUGGCUGGUGGAGGUGGUCAUCAACACGGAGUGGCUGAUCAUCACUGUGGUUCGAUAUCCUCUCAUGGUACUCAACGCUACAGGGAUAGCACUUGGCACAGCCACAGACGUGCCUUGUAACAUCGCCAACCGGGACUUUGUCAUGGCGCUGAUCUACGUAUUGAAUCUUCUCCUAGCUGUCAUAGUGGCUUCCUUACCCACCCUGUGCGGGAAAUACAAACAGUGGCGCAAGGAGGGAGCCUUCAUCCUCGUCACGGGUCUCCUCUCUGUGUUCAUCUGGAUGGCCUGGAUCACCAUGUACGUCUGGGGGAACCUGAGGACCGGCACACUCAGCUGGGAUGACCCUACCCUGGCCAUCGCCCUGGUCAGCAACGCCUGGGUGUUCCUGAUCCUCUACACCAUCCCAGAGAUAUGCUCUCUGACCGGGGAAGAGGAGGGGGGAGCGCCAGGGUUCGGAGAGGACCUGAGCAGAGGUGUGGGCUAUGAGAAUAUCCUGAGGGAGCAAGGAGCCCAGAGCAUGUUUAUGGAGAACAAGGCUUUCUCUAUGGAUGAGCCCAACUUCGGUCCCAAAGUUGUGUCUCCAUACAGCGGCUAUAGUGGUCAGAGCCACCAUUCUGUCUACCAGCCCACUGAGCUGGCUCUCAUCAGCAGGGGAAUGGGGAAUCAGGAAAUGUCUCACAUCCCCCGAGCCUCCACCAACAACAGCUCCGUGGCCCACAGCGGAGGCAGUAUCCUGUCGGGUCGCUCCGACAAGACAGCGGACACACAGACCCAGCAGGGCCACAGUGGGAAUGGACUACAGAAGAUAUCCCAGUGGUGAACACAGACUACUUUACACCUCUCUCCUCAAGACAUAUUUAUUGCUACAGUUUCCUCAUGUUGACUCUAUUUUGCUGUUGUCCAUUGCAUCCUUGAUAUGAGAUGGUUUUAACGGGACCCAUCACAAUGAGGCCUACCUGAACUCUGACCUAUCAGCCUAUCAGACUCCAGAGGUGACGUUUAGGUGAACGACACGAACAGUUUGCCCUUUGUAAAACCCCUAAAGAUUGGACAGUCCUGUGUACGACAUAACCUUCUAUCGAUAGAUGGACAGUGUCCUACAGGUCUGUCCUGUCCCUGUUCCAGUCCCUGCCCCAUCUGUCUGUCUGACAGAAGUCAAAGCAACCCACGGAGAGCAGGCCCAUGGCGUUGGGAGAGAACAAUACCUUUUGCAGAGGUCAUCUCUGACUAUGAGCUGAGCUCUCCACUGGACACACUGUGACAGAUGAAAUGUGAGCUAACAGCAUUGAAAUACUAGUCUCACUCUCUCUUAGCAUGUGGGGGUGUAUUUAGGCUACAAAGAUAGAUAUAUACACACACACACACACACAAUAG